This is a messenger RNA of Arvicola amphibius (Eurasian water vole), 4636 nucleotides long. It is a transcript of the gene Ptgis, whose product is annotated as prostaglandin I2 synthase. Gene Ontology annotation, biological process: prostaglandin biosynthetic process. The transcript has 10 exons. The record is from RefSeq and is a predicted model, not a curated record. Bases 176 to 1681 code for a protein of 501 amino acids. Gene Ontology annotation, molecular function: heme binding; monooxygenase activity; prostaglandin-I synthase activity. Lineage: Eukaryota; Metazoa; Chordata; Mammalia; Rodentia; Cricetidae.
UCCCCUCGGCAGCAGCCCUGGCAACCCCUCCCUUCCCGCUCCUCCCUCUCCAUCCCACGUUUUCCAGCCCGGCCCUUAGAGUGGGGGCCUUCGGGGCUGGCUGGACUGGGGCUCCUGUGGUCUGGUGUUGGUGGCGGUGACCUGUUGCCACCCUAAAGCCGCACACCCUCGAGCCAUGUCCUGGGCCGCUCUGCUCGGCCUCCUGGCCGCGCUACUGCUGUUGCUGUUGCUGCUGAGCCGCCGGCGCGCGCGGCGACCCGGCGAGCCUCCCUUGGACCUGGGCAGCAUCCCCUGGCUGGGCCAUGCCUUGGAGUUUGGGAGAGAUGCUGCCAGCUUCCUCACCAGGAUGAAGGAGAAGCAUGGCGACAUAUUUACUGUGCUGGUGGGAGGCAGGUAUGUCACCGUUCUCCUGGAUCCACACUCCUACGACGCGGUGGUAUGGGAGUCGCGUACACGGCUGGACUUCCACCCCUAUGCCAUCUUCCUCAUGGAGAGGAUUUUUGACCUGCAGCUUCCAAAUUUCAACCCCAGUGAGGAGAAGGCCAGGAUGAAGCCGCUGCUGAUGCACAGAGACCUGCAGGCGCUCACGGAAGCCAUGUACACCAACCUCCGCACGGUGCUGCUGGGUGACUCCACAGAAGCAGCCAGCGGCUGGCAUGAGACAGGCCUCCUUGAUCUUUCCUACAGCUCCCUCCUCAGAGCCGGAUACCUGACCCUGUAUGGAGUGGAGGCCUUGCCACACACACCUGACAGCCAAGCCCAGGACCGUCUCCACUCAGCUGAUGUCUUCCACACUUUCCGCCAGCUGGAUCUGCUGCUCCCCAAACUGGCCCGAGGCUCCUUGUCAGGGGGGGAUAAAGACCGUGUAUGCAGUGUCAAAGGCCGCCUGUGGAAGCUACUGUCCCCAGCCCAGCUAGCCACCAGGGUUGACCGGAGCAGCUGGCUGCAGAGUUAUGUGAGGCAUUUGGAAGAGAUGGGGGUGUCGGAGGAAAUGCAGGCCCGGGCCCUGGUGCUGCAGCUCUGGGCCACACAGGGGAAUAUGGGUCCCACGGGCUUCUGGCUCCUUCUCUACCUCCUCAAGAAUCCUGAGGCCCUUGAGGCGGUCCGCGAGGAGCUGAAGCGCGUUGUCUGGCAAGCGGAGCAGCCUGUUUCAGAGAUGAGUACCCUGCCACAGAAGGUUCUCGACAGCCUGCCUGUGCUAGACAGCGUGCUAAAUGAGACCCUCCGACUCACGGCUGCCCCCUUUAUCACUCGCGAGGUCAUGGCAGACCUGGCCUUGCCUAUGGCAGAUGGAAGGGAAUUCUCUCUUCGACGCGGUGACCGCCUCCUCCUCUUUCCUUUCCUGAGUCCCCAAAAGGACCCGGAAAUCUACACAGAGCCCGAGGUAUUUAAAUACAACCGAUUCUUGAACCCCGAUGGGUCGGAGAAGAAAGAUUUUUACAAAGACGGGAAACGACUGAAGAAUUACAACAUGCCAUGGGGAGCAGGGCACAAUCAGUGCCUGGGGAAGAACUAUGCCAUCAACAGCAUCAAACAAUUUGUAGUUCUCCUGCUGACUCACUUUGACCUGGAGAUGGGCAGCGAGGACACAGAGGUCCCUGAGUUUGACCUCAGCAGAUACGGCUUUGGCCUGAUGCAGCCAGAAGAGGACGUGCCCAUUCGUUACCGUAUCAGGCUGUGACCUGUGCAGCAGACAGCUCACUCCCCUGGGGCCUCCUGACUUCCUGUGCCUUCGUCAUUGCCCCCCUGUUGCUCUCCUAGAAUGAUGUGUCCAGAGGAGGGGACAUAGAAGUCACAGAGAGCAGGAAAAGCCAAUGAAAACUCUACAUCCCACUGUGAAGACUUGCUUCCAAAUCAGGCUAUCUGGGCUUUGGAUUCACCUGUGCCCCCUGUCCUGUGGUACCCACAGUCCCCACCACCAUGUCCCUGACUCCCAGCAGUCACCCUCCUUACCUUCAGCAGCCGUUGUAGUCCAGGCCUUGGCCAGCAUGGCAGAAAUGGGUCAUGGGAGGGUCCAUGAAGAUUCGUCAGUGUGUUUUAAGUUCUGUCCCUAGAUUAUUAAAGAGACAUGGCCCUCCCUCUGUUCACAUGGAUGCCUGGGAAGAUGCAAGCUGUACUCUGUGGGAUAAAGUCCUCUGUCCUUGAGUCACAGGCAGUAGGUAGCAGGGCUUUCCUUAUGCUAAGACUGGGGUGGAGUGUGGCCUGGAGAGACCUGGCCCUGUGAGAUGUGUGGAGAGCCAGUCUAAGGACUAUCCUGCACCUCAACGUACAAGCCCCAGAACAAGCCGGCAGAACAGCUUUAAAUAUCAACACAGCGAGGCAUGGCGGGUGUGAGGCAGAGACAGGCACACAGAUCUUGAGUUCCAGAACAGCCAGGGCUGCACAUGCCCUGGCCACACUGGGCCUCAGUCCCAAGCUGCCAGGGAUCCCCAGCGUUCACCUUCCUAGUGCAAGGUUUUGGCCGAGUCAGCAUCAAUACCCAUAGUUCCUUCUGGUUCUGAAAGCACCGGAGUCUGAAAGCUAGCUCGUUCUCAGGCCACGCUGCACACCCCACUCCGAACGCCCCAGCUUUGUACAAAGUCUGGUGCAAACUCACCUUUGUCUAUUUUAGGAGAGAGGGCUGUGGCUCGCAAACCUCCCUGUAACUGCAGACAUGCUCACUUACUGUUAGGUCUUGUUUCCCAAGUGUCUUUUUUUGAAACAGGGUUUCUCUGUGUAGCCCUGACUGUCCUGUAACUCACUGUGUAGAUCAGGCUGGUCUUGAAAUCCCAAGAUCCGCCUGCCUCUGCCUCCCAAGUGCUGGGAUAAAAAUGUGUGGCACCGCACCCUGCAUCCUAAGUGCCUUUAGUGCUGAGACAGGCACAGCAGACCUGUAUUUUCAUUCCUCACAGCAUCGUGGGGAAGAUAGGGUGUUAUGCCAGCUUUCCAGAUGAGAGAGCCAGCUCAGAGAGGUUAAGUGACUUCCCUGGGGUCACACAACUCUUGCCAGUAGAGCUCAGCCUAUGCACCUCUCCUAGAAGCAGAUGUCAGGUGGGCAGUGUGUACUUCAUUCCUAGGGCUCUAGGGGUGGCAGUGGGACACUUCUGUUUGGCAUUGGAGAGCUGACAGCCGGAAAUACCCAAGCGUGGUGCAGCUUAUGAGACGCAGGCACAUCUGUGAUGCGGUCCUUUUAGGUGGAAAGACAGAAAAGGCCCUGUGCCUGUGCGUUCCAGGGCUCACCUCUUGGAGCUGACCUAGUGCUGGAGGCUUCCCUGGCCCCUUGGGAUUCCCAGAUAGACAGUGUGAUUGGCAGGAGUCUGGGCAUCCCCAGGGAAACCCAUCUCCAUGCUUGGGUGACCCCCCACUGCUGCCUGCUUCUUAUCUUUGCAGGAAAUCAGAGCUGGCAAGCCUCCUGUGGGAGGAUGAGCCAGUUUCCAUGGCAACCCCCAGUUGCCUCCUCAAGGCUGGAAGGGGAGGAAGAAAGUGGCAGAAAUAGCUGCUGAAGGUCUCACAGGCUUCAGUCCUGGUGUGCUAGAGGGAAGCCCUACAGAGCCCCAUCCUCAUUGAAUCCGGCUGGUCUGGUCCCAAGAUGUUCACCUGGCUCAGCGAAGGGCUAGUUCCCUUUCGAGGUGGCGUCUCCUCAGCCACAAUCAUGAGAGAAUCAAAUAUGAGGAAGAUGGUUAAGGUCAGGCAGCUCUGGCGGGGACCUGAGGUGCUGAAGCAGCACUCAGAGGACUCAUGCCUGCCCUCACUUCAUUUCCUCCCCCUUUCCAUUUCUUCCCUUCUUUAAAUUCUGGAAAUUUAGCUCAGCUGGCAGAGUGGUUGACUUGCACGCACAAAGUCCGCAAUUCAUCUGCAGUUCUGUAUAAAUUGGGUUAUGGUGGGACAUGCCUGUCAUCACAGCAAGGUGAAGGCAGAGGAUCGGGGGUUUAAAAGUCAAACUUGGCUACACAGUGAGUUUGAAGUGGGCUUGGGCUACACAAGAUUGUCUGAAGGAAAGAGGAAGGGCCAGAGGAGUCAGUAGCUUAGAGGAGAGAUGCAUUAGCCACCUGCGUGGGCAGGACCUCGGCUCUCCACUCCUGGCUCCACUCCGGGCAGCAGGAUGUCUUCAGGUCGAUCUGAUGGAGCACUUCCUGGGUCAUCUCACUAUGCGUCUGCUGCUGUGUGCUGGACAUCAAACGUUCUCCUUUAAGCAGAUUCGCUUGUUUUCCCCAUGCUGGCAGGAGUGGGCCGGUAUCAAGCAUACCCCCACAGAACUGUCAAGAAUAAACCAGCCCUAGACAGUAGAGGUCAAGACUCUGGGCCCCAGAGCCUGUGUGCCUGGGUUAGAUGAGCCAACGUGCUGGCUGUCUGAGGCCUAACUCAUGUCUCUCCUCAAGUUUCUCAUUGGCGGACCCACUGUGGGUAAGGGGUCCAAAAGAGGGGUGAAGGGCUCAUGGCAGGGGCUGGGAGCCCAGUCUCCGGAUAGAGAGGCCUACUAUGAGAGCUCUCCUGGGCGUUGGUUUUGAUGCUUUUGUUGUUUUUAAUAAAUACAGCGUCAUAGUGUAUUUUGUGAGCAGCAUGGUGGUGAUGCCUUGCCAUUUUGACACAGCGCUCAAGCUUCAUGUCAUACUGUGUUUAAUGGACACGCGCCUAUUAAAGUGGUCUUGCUCAUGAA